Messenger RNA from Oppiella nova, 243 nucleotides. NCBI's taxonomy places the organism in Eukaryota, Metazoa, Arthropoda, Arachnida, Sarcoptiformes, Oppiidae. The record is from the annotation of a GenBank genome assembly.
AUUGUUUGAACGAUGAAAGUGUUGCUAUUAUUGUCGGUGUUUUGUUUGUACGUAAACUCACUGCCGGUUAACGACAAUGAGUUUUCCGGCAAAAAGUGGGUCGUAUUGGUGGCCGGGUCUAAGGGUUGGGAAAACUAUAGACAUCAGUCGGACAUUUACCAUGCUUACCAAAUAAUGCACGCAAACGGCAUUCCCGAUGAGAAUAUCAUAGUAUUCCACUAUGAUGAUAUUGCAAAUAAUCAG